This is a messenger RNA of Habropoda laboriosa, 344 nucleotides long. Its product is annotated as peritrophin-1-like. Lineage: Eukaryota; Metazoa; Arthropoda; Insecta; Hymenoptera; Apidae. Gene Ontology annotation, cellular component: extracellular region. The record is from RefSeq and is a predicted model, not a curated record. The transcript has 2 exons. Gene Ontology annotation, molecular function: chitin binding. Bases 39 to 344 code for a protein of 101 amino acids.
UGUCUGAAUACGAAGUUCCUCUCUUCACAAAAAGGAAAAUGAAAGGACUGAUGUUGUUAGUCUUGUCGGUCUGCGUGGCCUGCGCAUUCGCUGAUACCAAUCCCCUUAAACCACAAUGUCCAGAAGAAAUUGUCGACGAUAAGGUUCCAAUGGUUGUACAUCCAUGCAACUGCAGCUCUUAUUACGUCUGUCUCACCGAUCCACCAAUCCCCAUGACAUGCCCUGAUGGCCUUCAAUUCGACCAAGUCAAGCAGAUCUGCGACUUCAAAUGGCGCGUCAAGUGCAGACCACACCCUCAAUGCCCAAAAAGGAGUGCACUCAACAACGAAGUUGAAACUUUGUAA